Molecule: messenger RNA, 1301 nt
Organism: Cydia amplana
Lineage: Eukaryota; Metazoa; Arthropoda; Insecta; Lepidoptera; Tortricidae
Gene: Poxm
Product: paired box protein Pax-1-like
Exons: 5
Coding region: 477-1202 (241 amino acids)
Biological process (GO): anatomical structure development; regulation of transcription by RNA polymerase II
Molecular function (GO): DNA-binding transcription factor activity, RNA polymerase II-specific; RNA polymerase II cis-regulatory region sequence-specific DNA binding
Source: RefSeq, a predicted model, not a curated record
CCUACGGAAGUGGAACUAACUAGCUUCUGUUGCGAGUCAGUAAACGGCUAACGAACAUACAUUAUCAAUUACAAACCGAGUACACGGAUCCGGCACAUAACAUGCUCCUACAUACCCCGCCGGCACACGUUCCUGCAGUCGUCUCGCUCGCCGCCCGAGCGCAACCGACCGAACGGGAAAACAGACAUUUUACAACGCCAACACACUUCACCGACGCCUCUAAAGCCUCCGUAUAAAGUUCAAUUCUCCGCGGCUCGAGACGGAGAUGCAUCAACACGCUUCAAAUAGAACGCGACACGGAAAAAGGAAAGCGUUCGAAAUGAAGCGCGGCGAUUGGGCGACGCGCGCCAAUGGCGGCGACGGGCGGGGCCGGCGCGCAUGCGCGGCGGUGCGCGGCGCGCGCGCACAUGUCCCGCUCGCGCGCCGCUCGGCGGACGCAUGCGUAGCUCGGUGGUGAGUGCAGUGAAGUGGUGACCAUGCUCGGCGGCAUGGACGGCAAGGAGUACGGCGCGCUGCACGCGGCAGCCGCCGCCGCCUCCUACGCCAUGGACUCGGGUACGUCUUUCGCCCGAGAAAACCUGGACCACACACUAGAUCCGAGUGGCGGCUCACUAGGCGGCGGCGUAGGCAGCUCGCAGCAGUACGGCGAAGUGAACCAGCUGGGCGGAGUAUUCGUCAACGGACGACCGCUACCCAACGCAGUACGGCUGCGGAUAGUGGAGCUGGCACAGCUGGGCAUCAGGCCCUGCGACAUCAGCCGGCAACUUCGAGUGUCACAUGGCUGUGUGUCAAAGAUCCUGGCGCGGUACCACGAGACGGGGUCAAUUCUUCCUGGUGCUAUUGGAGGCUCGAAACCCCGCGUUACUACGCCCAAGGUUGUGUCCUACAUAAAGCAACUAAAAGCGAAAGACCCCGGCAUCUUCGCUUGGGAGAUCCGCGACCGGCUGCUCGCGGACGGCGUGUGCGACAAGUACAACGUGCCCUCCGUGUCCUCCAUCAGCAGGAUCCUGCGCAACAAGCUGGGCGGCGCGCUGUACCCCGUGCCGCCGCUCUACCCCGUGCCGCCGCAGCGCUGCUGGCCGCUGCACCAGCCCUAUGACUACUACGUCUACCUACAGGGCCGGCAACACGCCGGCGGUGCACCGCACGGGCUGCAUCCACACCAACAGCCCGCGCCGCCGCACCACGCGCACGCGCUCUGACCCGCCGCGCCCGCGCACCCUCACCGCGCCACCGACCACGACCGGUGACCAAUUGAGAACCAGAGGGUGGCUGGUUGAGCACCCUUCCUGCUCCACCGA